Messenger RNA from Musa acuminata AAA Group (dessert banana), 3500 nucleotides. Its product is annotated as microtubule-associated protein TORTIFOLIA1-like. NCBI's taxonomy places the organism in Eukaryota, Viridiplantae, Streptophyta, Magnoliopsida, Zingiberales, Musaceae. The record is from RefSeq and is a predicted model, not a curated record. Bases 421 to 3318 code for a protein of 965 amino acids. Gene Ontology annotation, biological process: circumnutation; unidimensional cell growth; multicellular organism development. The transcript is spliced from 6 exons. Gene Ontology annotation, cellular component: cortical microtubule, transverse to long axis. Gene Ontology annotation, molecular function: microtubule binding.
CUCCAAUGUCCCCCAACAUCCAUCGUCAGAUUCCCAUUAUGAUCCCUUUCCUUGUCAUCUCCAACCUCACAUCGCUUGCUUGGAUCACACACAUCAUCAUCAUCAUCAUGUUGAUUCCGCUCCUUCCCCCUCUCUAAUACCAACCUUGGACGACUCCUCACUUACAGUUCACUCCUCGCCUCUCUCACAAAGAAAGGCCAAGCCUUCAAGUCUACUCUAUUCCCCUUCACUCUCCCCCUCCUCUCUCUCCAACUUCCUCCUCCUCCUCUUCUCCUCUCAACAACAACCAUUUCAAGAUCCCUCAACCCAAACCACCCCUUCUCCUCCCCUCUUUGACCUUUCGUUCCACAAUCUUUCCCUCCUCCCAUUUGCUACAUUCCUUCUUUGUUCCGUCAAGAUCCAAUUUUUGUCUCUCUUUAAAUGGCUACUUCCACCUCCAAACCCUCUUCUAGGCUCUCCAAACCCUCUUCCUCCUCUUCCAAAUCCCAAUCUUGCUCUUCCUCCUCUUCUGGCCUUUCCUCCCAUGUCGCCAUGGUGGAGCUCAAGUCGCGGAUCCUCGCGGCCCUCGCGAAGCUAUCCGAUCGCGACACCCACCAGAUCGCCGUCGACGACCUCGAGAAGAUCAUCCGCACCCUCCCCGCCGAGGGCGUCCCCGUGCUCCUCAACGCCCUCGUCCACGACCCCUCCCUGCCUUCGCCCACCCCGCAAGACACCCCCGGCUCCAAGCACCCCUCCUUUCUGAUCGCUCGCCGCGAGUCCCUCCGCCUCCUCGCCCUCCUCUGUGCCGUCCACACUGACGCCGCCUCCGCCCACCUUUCCAAGAUCAUGGCCCACAUUGCCCGCCGCAUCAAGGACUCGGCCUCUGACUCCUCUGUUCGCGAUGCCUGCCGCGACGCCGCGGGCUCGCUCGCGGCGCUCUACCUUCGCCCCUGGGUCACGGCAGCGGCUACGACGGAGGACAGCGCUGGCGGCAUCGGAGGGUCAUCUUCGAUGGUGGCGCUGUUCGUGAAGCCGCUGUUCGACGCCAUGGGGGAGCAGAAUAAGGCGGUGCAAGGCGGGGCAGCCAUGUGCCUUGCUAGGGUGGUGGAGUGUGCCGGGGUUAACGAUGAUGGUGGGGAGGGGGAGGAGGGAAGGGUGACGGCGUCGGGGACGAUGCUCCACAGGUUGUGCCCCAGGAUCUGUAAGCUUCUUGGAGGCCAGAGCUUUCUUGCCAAGGGGGCGUUGCUUUCAGUUGUCUCUAGCUUGGCGCAGGUAGGAGCGAUACAUCUGCAGAGCAUGCAACAACUGCUGCAAAUUGUUCGUGAAUGUCUUGAAAGCAGUGAAUGGGCUACCCGUAAGGCAGCUGCAGACACAUUGUGUGUCUUGGCCUCUCACUCGAGUCAUUUGCUUGGUGAUGGAGCUGCAGCAACAAUAACUGCUCUUGACGCUUGCCGUUUUGAUAAGGUAAAACCUGUCAGAGAUAGCAUGAUGGAGGCACUGCAGCUAUGGAAGAAGAUCAAAGGACAAGGAGAGGGUGGAACAUCAGGAGACAAAAAAGAUUCUAGAAACUCUGACUUAACUGAUAGUGAGGAAAAGGCAACUCACAAGAGGUCCAACUCUAAUAAGAGGUCAGAAACUUUGAAAAACUCAUCUGCUGGUUCUUCACCCAGUGAAAAUGAUUCUGUAUCCAGAGGAAAAGGCACUAAUAUGCCUGAGAAAGCAGUCAUACUGUUAAAGAAAAAAGCACCAUCUUUGACUGACAAAGAAUUGAACCCAGACUUCUUCCAAAAGCUUGAGAAGAAGAGUUCAGAUGACCUGCCUGUAGAAGUAGUGUUACCUCGUAACUGUUUGCAGUCUUCCCAUUCACAAUGUGAAGAAGGACCAGAAGCAAUUUAUAGUGAUUCAACGGAAACACCAAAGCAUAGUGGAGCAACACUCCAGCAAUCGGAUGACAUUCAUGGACAUAAUAAUGCUAAUUAUCAUAAUGCAGAGAAACGACUGGGGGUUCACAAUAAUGUGCAAGACUCGGAUUAUUUUCCUAGGGGGAGAUGGAUAGAGCAAAGAGGUAUCAGAGCAAAAGAAUCAAAAGCAGAGGAUUUUGAUGGUGACGAUAGAUUGGAGGUCUGUCAGAAAGAUCCCUCUCCUGGCUGUCUUAAUGUCCCUAGAUCUGAUGCUCAUGCUGAAGGGUCCUUUAUGAGCAAUAAAGCGAAUUGGUCUGCCAUACAGAGGCAGCUAGUCCAAUUAGAGAGGCAACAAAUCAGUCUUAUGAACAUGUUACAGGACUUUAUGGGAGGUUCCCAUGAUAGCAUGGUAACUCUAGAAAAUCGUGUGAGGGGUCUUGAGAGAGUUGUUGAUGAAAUGGCCCGUGAUUUGGCUAUUAAACCAGGAAGGAGAGGUGGAAAUAUGAUGCAGGGAUUCGAUAAAUCUCCAGGUAGGUCUUCAGGCAAGUACAAUGGCCUUCAUGAUUGCUCCAACUCAAAAUUUGGCAGGGACAGUGACGGGCGGUUCCCAUUUCCAGAGAGGUUUCUCUCAUCAGAAAGUAUGGUUUCUGGAGUAAGGAGACGAGGUUCUCCUUGGAGGUCAGAAUCUGAAACAUGGGAUUACCAUGGUGCCUCAAGGAAUGGUGUCGUGAACUCUAGGAGAGGGUUCAAUGCUGUUCCAGUGGAUGGUAGAGUACCUAGAUCUGAGCAUGACGCUGAUCAAGUUGGUGGCAGGUGGGCCUGGGAUAAGGGACCAGGACCAUUUAGGCUUGGUGAAGGGCCUUCUGCAAGAAGUGUUUGGCAAGCCUCAAAGGAUGAGGCUACUUUAGAAGCUAUCCGAGUAGCUGGGGAAGACAACAUAACAUCCAUAACUGCAGCACGAGUAGCUGUUCCUGAAUUAGAUGCUGAAGGUAUAGCAGAUGAUAAUCUGGGGCUGGACAAGGGUCCACUUUGGGCUUCGUGGACUCGUGCGAUGGAUUCACUUUAUGUUGGCGAUGUUGAUUCAGCUUAUGCAGAGAUUCUGUCUACUGGUGAUGACUUAUUACUUGUAAAGCUAAUGGAUAAAUCUGGUCCAGUAUUUGAUCAGCUCUCUAAUGAAAUAGCGAGCGAAGUCUUUCGUGCAAUUGGACAGUUUGUUCUGGAAGAAAGCUUGUUUGAUAUAGCGCUUAGCUGGCUCCAUCAGUUAUCGGAUCUUGUCGUGGAGAAUGGAAGCGAGUUUCUCAGCAUCCCCCUCGAAUGGAAGAGAGAGAUGUUGCUGAAUCUUCGUGAAGCUUCUGUUUCAGAACCACCAGAAUAUUGGGAGGGGACACCACCGGAUCAGCUAAUGAUGCAUUUAGCGGCUGCAUGGGGUCUCAACUAGCAACAGCAUAUUAAGUAGCAUGUAACAAGUUUCUCAUGGGUGUCUAAUUCUAUUUUUUUCAUCAGCUUUGGCUCAUUAGAAGGAUAAGAUAGCGUAUGUAAUGGAAUCUACGAGAAAAAUAUGGAGCUUUUCUAGCAGAAAUGUGACGACACACUUGUGAGGAGUCACUCGUUCUUUACCAA